UAUUUUCUGUUUCUCUUAACUCAAUAUGGAGCUGAUUUUAUUGCCCAAAUAAAACCUCUUGGGAUUUAUUUUAUUGGGGACUUCUCCUUGUGAGAUGCUUUUUUUUUACCUGUUGAUGUUACAUAAGAUCAGAUGUAAUAUUUUCUGAUCAUUCUUACAGGGUAAUUAAUUUUCCAAUCCUGUUUUCCCUGGUGGCUGAGCUUGCAUGUACUACUUUCUCUCAGUGGGAUUUCUUACUGAAGUAAUUUCUGCUCCAUAGAUUAUAAGUGGACAGGAUCAAUCCAGCUUCCAUUUCCAGAAAGGUGGGAAGGGAGGAGAGAAAGAAGCAUAUCAGAUUAGAGGGAGGGCAGAAGUAAUGCCAAGAAUUUCUACUCCACCACUUAAUAUCUAUUUAAAGGUGCUUACUGCAUUAGACUUACAAUUUCACACCUUAGAGGUGGUAAAUAUGGCUCAGGAUAAAAAAGUCUUUAUUGAUGAGAUAAAUAAAGUGUUGGCAAAGUCUGAAGGGCUUGCCUUGGAGGACCUGCUGUUCUCCUACCAGGGGACCCCAUAUCCUGUCACAGUGUGCAGCGUGGAAACCUUCCAAGCCCUGGAGAACCUGGAAGCCAGAAGAGAUGAUAUGGUGUUGGUGUCCUACCCCAAAUGUGGUGUGAACUGGCUUAUCCAGAUUUUAAGUGAUUUGAUAUUUACCACUAUCCAGAGUAAACCUGUAAGCACAGAACUGCCAUUUAUUGAAUGUGGAGAUCCAGAGAAGUAUCAGAGGAUGAAGCAGAUUCCAUCUCCAAGGAUUUUGGCAACACAUUUGAAUUAUGACUGCCUCCCCAAGUCUAUUUUCAAGAACAAAGCCAAGAUACUAGUGCUGUUUCGAAACCCUAAAGAUACAGCUGUUUCAUUUUUCCAUUUCCACAACAAUGUGCCAAACGUCCCCAGUUACAGCUCCUGGGAUGAAUUCUUCUCACAGUUCAUGAAUGGGAAAGUUGGCUGGGGAUCCUAUUUUGAUCAUGCAGUCACCUGGAACAAACACAUUGAGGAUGAGAAUACUAUGGUCAUAACAUAUGAAGACCUGAAAGAGAACCUGACUGCCAGUGUAAAGCAGAUAGCUGAAUUCUUUGGAUUCUCCCCAGCGGCAGAGCAGAUCCAGUGCAUUGCAGACAGAGCCACUUUCCAGGCAGUAAAGGAAAAGGCUCAUGAGACUUAUGGUGCUGUUGGCUCAAAUCUUUUCCGCAAAGGUGUUGUUGGAGACUGGAGAAGUCUUUUCACUGAAGCUCAGAACCAGGAAAUGGAUGCCAAAUUCAAAGAGUGCUUAGAAGGAACAAAGCUGGGAGCAAAGUUAAAAUAUGAUGUGUACUGCAAGGCCUGAACCUCUUUUACAGAAAAAUCUCUUGUCCAGGCUGCUUUUCAUUCACUUAUAUGAAAUAAAACAGAGACCAGGGCAUUAUCUGAUUAAAAAAUUUUGAAAAUCCAGGCAAUUUGCAAACCUGUUUCUGCUGGUGUAACUUACACAAUCAAUCCUUGCUGGUGCAGUUACUAUCAUUGACUUUACUGGAUUCUCUUUAAUGACCUGUUUUUUUUCACACUGAUCUUUAGCUAUGAUUUCAUGUUACCCAGUAGAAUCCUGUGUGGAAUAUAUACGCAGUAGUUAAAUCUGCUGAAAUCACUGGAAAUGUAUUAAGUAAAUUGAAACUGUUUUUCUUGACAUUUUUUAAAACAAUCCACAAGGUGUCGUUUUGAUUUGUAAUUUCUAAGUUCAUAAUAUUCAUGUAUGAUUUUAAUUUCAUAAUGCAAAGUGAAAUUUCAUAAGGUUGUGUUGUAGUUGUUUGUUGUUGCCAUUUUCUGUGUGCUUAUAAAUGUGUGAAAAAAUCAAAGGAUCUCUGUGGUUGGAAUUUUGUCUCUCAUUUGGCAAUAAUAUUUUUCUUUCCUUUGAUAGUGUGAGAUCCCAUCCUGAGCAGUUGAAAGAAUUGCCUUGAACAGAACUUGCUCGUGGAGGCUGGAGUCCCCCUGUGGGUGGUAGCUUGCUUUGUUGCUUAUCCUCAACACAGGGUUACCCAUGGGGGAAAUUGGAAACAUAUGUUGAGAACACCAGGCUUUGUCCUUGUGAUUGUUGGGUCACCUCAGCACCCACCCUGCUUUGGAUGUUGAGUAAGCACAUGGAGAAGCUCUUAUCUAGGCAGGAAUGGAGGGAAGUCACUUCUUUCUAAUAUCAAGGCAGUGGGGUUUGUAACAAUCUGGUUGACUUGUUUGGAAGAAGAGACUUUUUAGACGUGAGAGAAGGAGGUGUACUACUCGUAUAACUCU
This is a messenger RNA of Cuculus canorus (common cuckoo), 2295 nucleotides long. It is a transcript of the gene SULT6B1, whose product is annotated as sulfotransferase family 6B member 1. Bases 356 to 1360 code for a protein of 334 amino acids. Lineage: Eukaryota; Metazoa; Chordata; Aves; Cuculiformes; Cuculidae. Gene Ontology annotation, molecular function: sulfotransferase activity. The record is from RefSeq and is a predicted model, not a curated record. Gene Ontology annotation, biological process: sulfation. Gene Ontology annotation, cellular component: cytoplasm. The transcript is spliced from 7 exons.